AUGGAACAAGCCGAAAAAAGGGAAAUGGUUGUCAUCCCAAUCUUCUAUAAGGUGAAACCAGAAGAUGUCAGAAAACAGAAGGGAGUGUUCGGAUAUAGGUUUUGGAGACGUAGCGAAGAAUCCGGCCGUGAAGAGAUAGAGAAAUGGCAAGUGGCUUUGAAGGCUGUGUCAAACAAGAUUGGCUUCACGUUGGAUCACAAUAGAUCGGAGGCUAAGCUGAUCAAGAAAGUCGUUAAGGAGGUUGGGAAAGUUUCAACCACCAUUCAAUCUAAAACAUAUAACGUCCCCCUGGCACUGCCAUUGGCAUGGUUUGGCUCGGCGGUUUGGCUGAUAGGUGCAGUGCUUGGCUUACUCGCUGAUACAGUUCACAAAUGUGCCUCACCAAUCAUGGUUGUUCUAGCUAGUCAGGUUGGCUCUGUUGUGGCUAUUUCAAACCGUUGGACUGAUAUGUCUGUAUAA
Messenger RNA from Microthlaspi erraticum, 459 nucleotides. The record is from the annotation of a GenBank genome assembly. Lineage: Eukaryota; Viridiplantae; Streptophyta; Magnoliopsida; Brassicales; Brassicaceae.